Molecule: messenger RNA, 897 nt
Organism: Oikopleura dioica
Lineage: Eukaryota; Metazoa; Chordata; Appendicularia; Copelata; Oikopleuridae
Source: the annotation of a GenBank genome assembly
AUGGAGAUAAUAUGCGCUGGAAUCAAUAAAACAUCAACGAAGAGUUGUUCUCUUGCACUCAGAGAGCUUGGAUACAAAGUUGCCGAUUAUCCAGAGACACUCUUUUACCUGACUCAAAUUUGGACCGAUUUUAUUGAUGGAAAAGUCCCCAUUGAGCAGGUCAUAGAAGAGUACACGAGCAGAGGAUACACUGUAAAUCAAGACCACCCGGGAAACAUUUACUGGGAAGAACUCUUCAAGGCGUCCCCAAAUGCGAAAGUGAUUUUAACUGUUAGGGACAAUGUUGAUGUUUGGAACAGAAGUCUCGUCAGAUUUAUGGAUCAGGAAUUCAACGCGCAUCCGUACAGGUUCUGGCUUGAUGAGAGAUUCCACAACGCUGGCUGGUUCGGAAGAAAAUUCUUUCAAAUGUUCGCGAUAAGCAACCAUUGCUUCCGAAAGUCCGUGAUGAGAACAGCUAAUUGGGAGAAACACGGUCCAUUUCUUCCCGCCCCAUGGAAAGCUUUCUGGCCGAGUCAGCACCUGGCCAAUUUCAGAGAUUCGAUGAUUGAGAGCAAGGCGUACUACGAAGAGCAUAAUGAACGAGUGAUCAGGACUGUGCCCAAAGAUCGGCUUCUGAUUUGGAACGUGAAAGAUGGCUGGGAGCCGCUUUGCAAAUUCCUCGGAAAAGAAGUCCCAAAUAUUCCCAUUCCCCAUGUGAACAAAACGAAAAAAGGAGAAAAUUUCAUGGAAAAAUUCAUCCUGAACGAAGAAUUCAAGCGAGAAGUUGAGCUCGAGUUUUUCAAGAAUCUUGGCGUUUUUAUGCUGAAAGUUCUUUCUGUCGCUGCAAUUGGAGCAUCCGCUUGGUUUUACACUGGUUUACAGAAAAAAUUCUUGAGAAAACUCCAGACGAAUCAAUAA